This is a messenger RNA of Soboliphyme baturini, 252 nucleotides long. Lineage: Eukaryota; Metazoa; Nematoda; Enoplea; Dioctophymatida; Soboliphymatidae. The record is from the annotation of a GenBank genome assembly.
AUGUCAUUUCGCGGCGGAUGUCGACGAGGAAAAUCGAUUUUUAUUCGCCACGGACUUCGAGGCGAGUUUCCACCCGGUCGUAUAAAGUGGCGUGGCCUCGAAGGCCAAGGGCACAUAUAUAGAAAACGAGGGCCGGUGCUGUUGACCUACGAUGGAGCUCGAACCGGUUGUCGUCGUCCGCUGCGGAGGCCUGCAUGGCAGCGCAAGUACCGGUUUGACAUUACCAGAAACAUGUUCACCACCGAGGCUUGA